AUGACGCUAAUCAAAUUACCACCACCGAAUAAGACCCUCAGAGGCCACAAGCUGGUCCUCGCGGAUCCUCGCCCUCUCCCCAAAGACGCUUUAGAUCGCCUCCACGCCCGCUUCCCCGACCUCAAGGUGCAGCACUACGACGCCGAGGCGACGGACCCUUGGGCAGAUGCCACGCUGGCAUUGGGAACGACUUUCAACCUGCCCUCGGUAGAGCAGGCCAAGAAACUGGAGCUGUUUCAACUAACGUCGGCUGGCGCGGAUGGUCUCGUUGGGAAACCAAUUUUUGACGACACCAAGAUAUCAUUCUGCACCGCAAGUGGUGUACAUGGACCACAAAUAUCCGAGUGGGUGUACCUGAAUACCUUGAGAACCAACACCAACGCAAAUGGCAACCAUCUAAAACCCCUACAGACGACUCUGUCGGCCAGCGAAGGAAUCCUCGGUUACGGCAGCGUUGGUCGGCAAGUCGCCCGCCUCUGCAAGGCCAUGGGGAUGCUCGUCCACGCCUAUACGCUGCACCCCCGCCGCACGCCCUCCUCGCGGCGCGACGACUCCUACGCGCCGCCGGGCCUCGGCGACCCCAGCGGCGCCCUCCCCGACCGCUGGUUCGCCGGCGGCUCCACCGCCGAGCUGCACGCGUUUCUCGGCUCCGGGCUCGAUCUGCUGGUAGUGGCCCUGCCGCUGACGCCCCAGACGCGGGGACUGGUGGCGCACGCCGAAUUCGAGGUGCUGCGCGUCAACAAGACGUUUGUGUCAAAUAUAGGCCGCGGGCCGAUUGUCGACACGGACGACUUGGUGGAUGCGCUGGAAAGGGGCGUGAUUCGCGGCGCGGCGCUCGAUGUCACGGAUCCGGAGCCGCUGCCGGAGGACCAUCCGCUUUGGCGCGCAAAAAAUGUCAUCAUUACGCCGCAUGUGAGCGGUGGCUCGUCAAAGUACAUGGAAAGGGUGUUUGAGGUGCUGUUGGCCAAUUUGACCAGGUUCAGCAAUGGAGAAAGACUGAUGAAUUUAAUCAAUAGAAAAGAAGGAUACUAG
Beauveria bassiana ARSEF 2860 is the source of this 1032-nucleotide messenger RNA. RefSeq names its product D-isomer specific 2-hydroxyacid dehydrogenase. Gene Ontology annotation, molecular function: NAD binding. The transcript has 4 exons. Bases 1 to 1032 code for a protein of 343 amino acids. Lineage: Eukaryota; Fungi; Ascomycota; Sordariomycetes; Hypocreales; Cordycipitaceae. The record is from RefSeq and is a predicted model, not a curated record.